UUCGGUCCAACGGAUUUACGGCUGUCAUGUACACGGUGUGUUUAUGGCCCACGAAUGUGGAAAGUCACAUUUUUAUUUACAUUGGAUGAAAUAAUGCCCGUUGUUUUUCACAGGGUGAAGCGAGAGGUCCUGAGAAAAUGUCUUUAGAUUUAAAUGCACUGAAGAUUUUUCUCUCUCUCUCCUUCUCCCCCUCUUUUGUUGUUACCAGUGAUCACUGGCGAUGCUGCCAUAGCAACCAGGAAACACUCCAGUGUGUCUGCAUGUGCGUGCGUGUGUGGGAUAGACACUAAACGCUAAUCGUUUGAGCUGGUGAGGAGCGCAGGACACCUUAGGAAAGGAGAUAUAUUCAAUCUGACGUUGGAGGUUGGAAGGUUUCUGUGGAUGAUCUGAUAUUCUAUUUUGCCCAGCGCAGGUGUUAUGGCCUCCAGCGGAGUAACUGCCCUCUUGCCCCCUGUGAAGAGCGUGGUUGUGUACAAGAAUGGAGAUCCCUUCUUUUCAGGGAGGAGGUUUAUCGUGAACCAGAGGCAAGUCUCCACGAUGGAGUCUUUCCUGAACAAUGUCACUCUCAGCAUCGGAGCCCCACUGGCCGUGCGUACGCUCUACACGCCACGCCACGGGCACCGCGUCCCUGAUCUGGAGCACCUCCAGCAGGGGGCGCAGUACGUCGCCGCAGGAUUUGAAAGAUUCAAGAAGCUCGAUUAUCUGAGUCUGGGGAUGAAGAGAGCUCCAGUGGCUCGGACCGGAGACGCCAUGCAGGCGAAAGGACUCAGCAGACCCAACGUGUCGGCAAAAUGGAGGAAGGUUAUAACUCUGCCCUGCAUUAUACAUGUGUUCAGGAAUGGAGAUGUGCUCAGUCCUGCCAUGCGCUUCAUCAUUCCUCGGAGCCUGCUGAAAAACCUGGAGCAGAUUCUCAGCCUGGUCUCGGAGAAGGCCAUGCUCCGCACCGGCGCCGUUCGCAGGUUGUGCACACUGGACGGCGUGACGGUGACCUCGGGGGAGGAGCUGGAGAGCGGACAGUGUUACGUUGCCGUCGGUGCCGAGCGCUUUAAGAAACACCCGUACGUGGAGCUGCUGCUGAACAAAGCCCCAGGAGGCAGUGCAGACAGGCAUUAUGUUGCAGAUCGUGGCCUGCACAGGAGGUCAGAGAACAGGAAGUUUCCUCAAGACAGCAACAGUGACUCCGCCCUCUUUCACUCACCCGAGAGGGACAGCAGGCGCGUGAAGUCUACAGGAGACGAGGCCGAGCCGGAGGGAGCGAAUCUGUCCCAGCCGCCACAGAGGAGGAAAGAAGGAGGUGGGGAAAGACAGGAGAGCUCCGUAUUCCACGCCAAACCCGUCCGAGUGCGCAAACACAGACCCAUAAAUAGAGCGGCAGCCAGAAACACGGGCCAAGCGAGUGUGUUUAAGGGCGUAGGGAAGAGGAGAGAGGAGGUGCGAGGAGCUGAGGAGGUGGCUGAGGAUGAGAGCACGGCUGUGGAGCUUCCUAUCGAUCAGAGAGUCGCUGAAGUCGUUCAGGACGAGGAACUUGAGCAGAGCCAACCAGAAACGACAAAUCACAUGCAUCAGCUCACUCAGACAGGAGCACCUGAUGAGCGCAUGACCUCUUCCGUGCACUCCGGUCCGUCUCCUAGCGACAGAGAGCAAACCGUGAAGGAGUCCGGACUGUCUGAUGGAGAGAGCUCGUUACUGAGACAGAGCUCUCCUCUGAACGGGGAGGUGGAAGUGCACGACGAGGACGUCCUCGGUGAAGACCUGAAACAGGAAAGAGGACAAGAUGAUAAAGAUGGACGUUCUCAGGAAGCUGACGAGCUGCAGAUGCAGGACCACGCCCGUCCUCUCUCCUCAUCCUCACAACAGAGAGAGUGACGUAGAAAGAAAGUACACGUCAUCCCAUACAACCAUAAAUAUUGUUUAUGUAUAAACAUAGUGCAUAAAGUCGAGCUCGAACCUUAAUCGUCUCCUGAGCAAUGUUCUCCAGACUGUUCCUCAUACGGAACCGGUUCGUAAUCCAAUCUCCAGACUGUUCUCUUCCAGCUACGUCAUGUCGACUUUCCUGUUCGUGAAGUUUAUUCGCCUGUGAAUGUCUUUGACCCGUGACGAGAGAACAGACACGAACGCGACGCUGUGAGCCGAUACGCUGCGCCAUGAGGUCAGCGUCUCUGACACAGGAGACAAACGACUAUCACAGCUCCUGUAACUAUUCACUCUUGGUUACGAAAUAUGAGGUAAAAAUGCUGAUCAGAAGAACGUGUGCUCCAAAAGUAUUGGCACCCCGUCAGGAAAUAAUUGCUGCCAAAUUACUUACCUUUUCUCUGAUACAACCAUUCAUAAAAGGUUUCUCUCACAAACCUGGCAAAAUUACUAAGGGGUAUCCAAUUAGAAUACUCAACUCCAAAAUUAUUGGCACCCUUUAAGAGAACGCACAAAAAUAACUCCUCUUGUUAUCUCUAGUCGCUUUAUCCUGUUCUACAGGGUCGCAGGCGAGCUGGAGCCUAUCCCAGCUGACUACGGGCGAAAGGCGGGGUACACCCUGGACAAGUCGCCAGGUCAUCACAGGGCUGACACAUAGACACAGACAACCAUUCACACUCACAUUCACACCUACGGUCAAUUUAGUGUCACCAGUUAACCGCAGUUAACUGCAUAAACCGGAGCACCCGGAGGAAACCCACGCGGACACGGGGAGAACAUGCAAACUCCACACAGAAGGGCCCUCGCCCACAAAAAUAACUGUCAGUGAAAAUAGGUUUUCUUAACAAAACAGGAACUUACUUUUCAAAAUUAAAAGUAUUUUCUCUCAAAAAUGGGGCAAAAUUCGUGACACUCCAAAAUACAUCCAAAAAAAUUCUUUGCAUAAACAAAUAUUUUUUUAAAAGGAAGGCUCUUGGGUGCCGAGUUAAUUUUAUUUGUCCAUGUGUUUAAAAAAAAAAAUUGUUGAAAAGAAAAGUAUGGUUGUUGAUUAGAAGAGUUAACUCACAUUAUUAGCACCCUGUAAAAGAAAGGCCAAAAUAACCUCAAAGUUAUUUUGAAAUAAAUCCAACAUUUUUUUAAAUGCUGAACUGGCUCGAGAAAUGUGUUGCUGUUGAUCAAAUAUGAAGUUUGCAAAAAACAGCCAUUUUAUCACCAAGAUUUCAACACUGAUGAUUGUUCAACUGCAAAACCAUGGAUAUAAAAAAAGUUCAUUAUUCAUUAAACAUGGACAUGUUAAUAGAUAUAUAAACACAAUCAUGGCCAUAAAAGAUGCUGACUUUAACCUACUACAGUUCAUCAUACCAAGUUGGUCGCCCUUCAUUCACCCCGAAUUGCAAACUGCACUGACUUUCAGCCUGAUGCUCACUGUGUUAUUGCGCUGUUUGUGCUAGAUUCAUGAUGAAUCAGUAGAAAUGUUCAGGUGACAGAGAUCCUGUCGACGUGGAGUCUGGAGGAGGGCGAGUUAGAGCUUUUAGUCUUCAUGAAAAUUCUUCUGAAUCUGCUUCAUCCUGAACCUGGAACAGAAUCACUGUGAAAAUCUACAGCGUGAAACAGAAACACUCACAUGAGCUGAGUUUAAUCUUUUACGUUCCACAGCGUCGUCUUCUAUAACUGCAGCGAGCGUGAUAUUAAAGCUCCAUCGCUCUGAGUGAGUGAGAAUGAGUCAAGACACACUAACAGCUCCUGGGAGGAGUUUAAGGGGUUAACGUGAACUUGUGCGGACAGAUUUUCAUGGGAUUCCCAAACUAAUUUAGAAAAAUUGGGAUUGUAUUUUCUUGCACUUGGAGAUAAAUGUGAAAAUUUGAUGAUGAUGUAUUUCAUGUGUAUUAAUAUUCACGUCCUAUAGCAUUAACAAUAAACCAGCAAAAACUCAACAGAAA
This is a messenger RNA of Neoarius graeffei (lesser salmon catfish), 3851 nucleotides long. It is a transcript of the gene dcdc2b, whose product is annotated as doublecortin domain containing 2B. Lineage: Eukaryota; Metazoa; Chordata; Actinopteri; Siluriformes; Ariidae. The record is from RefSeq and is a predicted model, not a curated record. Gene Ontology annotation, cellular component: microtubule organizing center; microtubule. Bases 418 to 1866 code for a protein of 482 amino acids. Gene Ontology annotation, biological process: intracellular signal transduction. The transcript is spliced from 14 exons.